AUGGGAAAGACGAAGAAACCCUCCUCCGCUGCUCCCCGCCACAAACAAGCACAAACCACCGCCAAACCUCUUGAAUCCACCGUCGAUGAUUCUUCUUCGGAAAUCAUAAGAUCAGCGUGCGAACAAGCAUUAAGGGAUGUGAAUAGCAACCCUCAAAAAUCCCUAAAGAGAAUCAAAGACUUGAUUUCCAAACACCCAAACUCCGCCGCCGUCCACCACAGCCAAUCCUUUGUCCAUUUCAAAAUCUACUCUCAAACUUCGAGUUCCUUCUCCACUCUUAAACAGAAAUACCUCAACAACGCCGCUGAUUCAGCCAAGAAAUCCCUAUCUCUGUUUCCCAACUCAAUCACUCUCAAUUAUCUAAAUGCUCGGAUUUUCAUUAAACUGGCUAAAUAUUCUAGUGACUAUCAAAGAAUAAUCGAUCACUGCUGGAAAGCGUUAAAGGCGCUCCCCUCAGGCUUGGGUCCAGGCGAAGACAUUAUAGCUUCCCAACCAGAAAUGGGAGGAAAGAGCCAAGAAUCAAGAAUUCAGAGACUGAAACAAGUAUUACUCGACGUGAUGGAUAAAGCCAAGAUUGAGUCGUUAUUGAUCGGUAAAGGUGUGAGCGAGAAGAUGAAGGAGAGUGCCUGUCUUACGAUUAAGGCCAGGGUUCCGAAAGAUGAGAAGUUGCCUUGUGAAUAUGAAAGAAAUGAGAAAAGGAAAUUCAUUAAAAACGAAAUUAAGAUCUUGAGGGAUUGCGAAAAAAGGCUUUGUUCUGGUUUUGUUGUUAAAGAUCCCCAAAGCAUUCUGAACAAAGUAAAGGCGGAUUCCGGCAACAUAACCAUUGUUUCGAACUACUGGAAGGAAAUGAGUAGUGAAAAGAGAAAAGGAUUACUACAAGUGAGUAUUGAUGAGAUUGCUGGCUAUUACAAGAAGCAUGAUCGAUUAGUGGCGGACUAUUUGUUGGAGGCUGUAGACUUUGCAAGGAAGACGAACAAGUGGAAGUGUUUGAAAUGUUUUUCAUGUGCAUUGUUCUUUUUUGAAUGGGAGGAGUUGCGCAGUCAUGUUUUCUUGAAGCAUCUUGGGGGUUUAUCAGAGCAGCAAAUGGAACUUGUUCCCUUUGGAUUGGAAGAUAGCUAUGUUGAGGAGAUUGAAAAUGGCGUGUGGAAACCUGUGGAUGUAGAUAACAUGGCACAAGAAUUGUCGACAUUCAAACAUUGCAAAAACGAUGUGUACCAAGAAAAGUGUAAGAUUUAUAGCGAUCAGAAGAAGUGGAUGUUCUGUGAUGAUGCUGAGCGUCAAGAGUUGUUGAAGAAAAUUCAUCGAUUGCUCAAAUUGUUCUUGAAGAAUCAGUGCCUGGCACCGCGAAUCUUGUCAUGGAUGUGGGACUAUACUAUUCAGGAGUUAGAAGAGAGCAUGGAGCUAGGAUUUCAGGAUUUGGUUCCUAUCCUAGAACAAACGCAAACACCCCUGUCUAUUUGCUUUUUAUGGCUUGAGCAACUUGAGGUGGUGUUUGACUUUUUGGAACAGCUGUCUAAUGACUGUGAUUUAGAGGAGAAUAUCUCGGAUGAUGGAGGAGAUAGCAAAGAUGAAUUUUGUGAUUAUGAGCCCAUUCAUUUUAACAGCGACUCUUCAUGCCUCAUAUUGGAUAAGAAAUUCAUCAGAUCAAUGCUCGAUGCAGGAGAGCAUAGUGACGUUGUUGCAGAUGAGGGAACUACAGUGAUUCCUUUUGUUGAUGACCCUGAAAAGGAUAUCCAGUUUGAUCGUUACAAAUUUGUGAAUUGGUUGUUUGUGAGUGAUAAGAUUCAGGAGCUGCUAUAUUCAUGGAUAAAUCUCAGAAAACUUGAUAAAGAACUAGCGGGGAUGGUUUUCCAAUUUGUUGAGACAGAUUUUAGUUUAUUAAAAUACUUCUGCGAAAGAAAAUGCGGGUUGUUAGAGUACCAAGAAACGUUUACUGAUGUUGAGAAUAUAUGCCUAGAAGAAUAUAAGAGGAGGGAGGAAAUAUCGGAGUACAAAGAACAAAAUUUCGCAUCCCUGUUGGUUGAACGGCAAGAUGAGCUUGUUGAUGCUCAGUCUGAUAUCAUAGGGAAUGAGCAUGCGUGUAUAUUGAAUGUUCUGAGAUUUGCGCAAUAUGUUGGUCAUAAAAAGUUCGGACUUGAUGAAACACUGAUCAGCACUUACACUCAGUUCCCCGAUUUGGAAUGCCAUGAGGAUAAGGCGAAUCGAGAUAUACUGGUAGAUGUUUGUGUCAAAGAAGCAAUAAAGAUGGAGAAACAAAAUGUGGUUAGAGAGUUCUGCGAAAAUGAUGUUUUAAUCAUGAAGAACGUUGCUAGCAUAAAGAGGAUGGAGCCGAAAUUUGUGUUGGUAUCUGCCCUUGACUAUCAAUUCAUUUUGUUCUAUAUGGUGAAGUCAUUUAUACGGGCACAUCUUGAGGAUCUUGCUAACAAAGAUGCUGUGAAGAAGGAUCUUGCUAACAAAGAUGCUAUGAAGAAGGCCAAUGAUGCAGAAAUGCUUUUAGCAUUGGCUGAUCUAGCUCCUGAACCCAGCAAGAAUAUAACCAAAGGAAGUGAUAAUUCGAGAAAAACACGAAAGAAAUCUAAACUUAAAAAGCACAAAAAUCAAGGGAAGGCCAUGGAUGAUGAGGGAGCUGGUGUAAGCCAGGAGCACCUUCCUCUGGAGAAGGAAAAUGCAGAAAAAGUCUGCCAUUCUAUUGCAUCUGAUGGUGGUUAUUCAGAUUUUGGCAUUGUUGUUUCCACAAGCACCGAAGAUUUGAAACAAAUGGAAGAUGAACAUAGAAGCAAGAUUGGUUCUAAGGUGCCUCAGAAAUCAUUCUUGAAAGAGGAAGAAUCUGGGAAAUCACCGAGUGGCUCUGGCAUAUUUGGUGUUGUACUGAAAAAUGAUAUUGGCGAAAAUAAUUGCUUUCUAAACGUGAUCAUACAGUGCUUAUGGAAUAUACAACUGGUUCGGAAUGAGUUGUGCAGCAUAACAGAUUCAGGACAUGAGCAUAUUGGAGAUCCCUGCAUUGUUUGUGAACUAGCUGAGAUAUUUGGUGAACUAAGUGAGGCAUCUACUUGUACUAGGAGAGAAAUUGUAUCUACAACCUCCUUAAGACUUGCCAUAAGCAAAUGCUUCGCUCAUAGGGAUAGCUUUCAGGAGGGACAAAUGAACGAUGCGGAUGAGGUUCUGCAAAAUAUUCUUGUUAUUCUUCAUCAGUCCUUUACCAGUUGCCCAGCCCCAGAUGCCUCAUCUGAAUCAGAGAAAAGCAAGCGGGUAGACUGUCAGCAGUGGACAAGCAAUAAAUGUUUAGCUCAUAGACUUUUUGGUUUGGACAUUUAUGGGUACUGUGACAGCUGUGGUCUGGAGUGGAGGCAUCAAACGUUUUCUGAUUUUUCUCACUAUAUACGUUCAAGUCAGCUUAGAGAAAAAAAGGCAAACAAAAAUCAAGCUAGCUCCUUUGAUGAACUUAUGAAGCUGAUGCUAAUGGAUGAUUGCUUAACUUGCAAUCGAGAUGCUGGAGGCUGUGGAAAAUCUAACCGAAUCCAAUUCAUUCUUCGAACACCUCCCCAAGUCUUUGUUUGCGUUCUCAGUACGCAGACUGCACGUGAGAGAAGAGAAGAUAUAAGAGAUACUUUAACAGCUUUGGAUACUGAAGUAGAUAUCGGUGAUGUAUUUAUAGGUCAAGGACCAGGGAACGGAUAUUGCCUUACUUCAAUGGUUUGCUAUGAUGAGCUACACUAUGUCUGCUUUUGUUAUAGUCAUGAGGGUAAAAGAUGGACCAUGUAUGAUGGUGUGCAUGUGGAGGUCAUUGGGUUUUGGCAUAAUCUCCUCGACAAGUGUGUAGAUGAGCUCUUGCAGCCACAGAUUCUUUUCUUUGAAGCUGGCAUUAUAAAGUGUCCACAAUUUGAUGAUCUCAGAAAACUUAGUGGGAGUUCUGGCAUGCUAUGCAAUCUAGGAGUUGGGGAAGUGAAGCAAGCUGAAGAUGUUCCUCAAGAGAGUACGCUGCAUAAUGAUUGGCAAACUGCAAAGGAUGAAGGUGGGAAUUUGCAAAGUCAUGUUCAAAAUGAAAUGAAAUUUUUACGUCAGGAUAAAUUUCAAGAUGCAUGUCGAGUGCAAAAGCAUGUUCCCUUGGAGAUGGAUCAAAAGUUACUUCAAAAUUUAUUCUUGAAAGGGGAAGAAACUGGAAAAUGUCCAACUGAUUCCAAGUUUGAUUACAUGGAUGGAUCUGAAAUAUUGGGUUCUGGGCUGAAAAAUGAUAUCGGCAAAAACUAUAGCUCCUUAAAUGUGAUUAUACAGUCCUUAUGGCAUAUACCACAGUUUCGGAAUGAGUUAGCUUGUAAAACAGCUCCAGAACAUAAGCAUGUUGGAGAUCCUUGCAUUCUCUGUGGAUUAGCUGAGAUAUUUGAUAAACUAAGUGCAGCAAUUAUAAAUCCUAGCAGAGAAAUUAUUUAUCCAACCUCCUUAAGCAUUGCCAUUGACAAAUUGUCCCCUUGUGGAGAUCUCUUCCAGAAGGAAAAAAUGAACAACGCUUUUGAAGUGCUAUGGAUUAUUCUUGAUUCUCUUCAUCAUUCCCUCACCAGUGUUGAAGAUUUCUCUCUACCUGAAUCAGAGAAAAAUUGUGUAGGAUCUUUGGAGUGCACAACUGACACUUGCCUGGUUCAUACACUCUUUGGUAUGACAGUUUAUAAAAGCAUGAAUUAUGACAGCUGUGGUCUGGAGUCGAGACAACAAAAGCAUACCUUUUUCUUUCACACCAUAUCCGCAUUUGAACUCAGAAAAAAGGUUUCAACUCUGAUUAGGCAGGGAACUAGCUCAUUUGAUGAGCUUUUGAAGCCCAAGCUGGUGGAUUAUCAUUUAAAUUUGGAAACAGAUGCCGAUGGAUGUAGAGAAAACCAUUUCAAAUACUUUCUUCAAACACCUUCCCAUGUGUUCACCAGUGUUCUAGAGUGGACAACUAUAUGGGUUGCUAGAGAAGAUAUCAGAGAAACUUUAGCAGCUCUUGCAACUGAAAUAGACAUUGGCAUUCUUUAUCAAGGUUUAGGAAAAGGAAAAAAAUACCGCCUGGUUUCAGUGGUUUGCUAUCGUGGGCUACUCUACUCGUGCUUCAUUUACAGCGAUGAGUGCAAGAGGUGGAUGAUGUAUGAUGACACACAUGUGGAGGUCAUUGGGAGUUGGGAUUGUCUCUGUAAAAAGUGUGAAGAAAAGCAUUUCCAGCCACGAAUUCUUUUCUUUGUAGAGAGUGAACCAACUGAGAUAGAUAAAAAUAUGCCUCCGAAAUCAUUCUUUGAAGAGGAAGAAUCUGGGAAAUCACAGAGUGCUUCAAAGGUCAACUAUGAGGAUAGAUCUGGCAUAUCUGGUGCUGGACUAAAAAAUGAUAUUGGUGAAAAUAGUUGCUUUUUAAACGCGAUCAUACAGUGCUUAUGGAAUGUACAGCUGGUUCGGAAUGAGUUGUGCAGCAUAACAGAUUCAGGACAUGAGCAUGUUGGAGAUCCCUGCAUUGUUUGUGGAUUAGCUGAGGUAUUUGGUGAAUUAAGUGAGGCAUCUACUUGUACUAAAAGACAGAUUGUUUCUACAGCCUCCUUAAGACUUGCCAUCAGCAAAAACUCCCCUCGUGGGAAUAGCUUUCAGGAGGGACAAAUGAACGAUGCGGAUGAGGUUCUGCAAAAUAUUCUUGUUAUUCUUCAUCAGUCCUUUACCAGUUGCCCAGCCCCAGAUGCCUCAUCUGAAUCAGAGAAAAGCAAGCGGGUAGACUGUCAGCAGUGGACAAGCAAUAAAUGUUUAGCUCAUAGACUUUUUGGUUUGGACAUUUAUGGGUACUGUGACAGCUGUGGUCUGGAGUGGAGGCAUCAAACGUUUUCUGAUUUUUCUCACUAUAUACGUUCAAGUCAGCUUAGAGAAAAAAAGGCAAUCAAAAAUCAAGCUAGCUCCUUCGAUGAACUUAUGAAGCUGAUGUUAAUGGAUGAUUGCUCAACUUGCAAUCGAGAUGCUGGAGGCUGUGGAAAACAUAACCGUAUCCAAUUCAUUCUUCGAACACCUCCCCUUGUCUUCAUUUGUGUUAUUGUGCAGACUGCACAUGAGAGUAGAGAGGAUACAAGGAAAACUUUAACAGCUCUGGGUACUGAGUUAGAUAUCGGUGUUGUAUAUCAAGGUUUAGGACCGGCGAAAAAGUACUGCCUGGUUUCAGUGGUCUGCUAUCAUCACCAACACUAUGUUUGCUUUAGUUACAGUCAUGAGCAUAAGAGAUGGACCAUGUUUAACGAUGCUAAUGUUGAGGUCGUUGGGUGUUGGGAUGAUCUCCUAAGCAAGUGUUCACAUGAGCAGUUUCAACCGCAGAUUCUUUGCUUUGAAGCUGUACAAUAGAGUAACUUUGAGGAAACUUGGUCGCCCCAUUGUAGCACUGCUUAUCCUGGAAUAGUUCAUUUUCGUGCUGUUACAACAGAUGUUGGGAAAUCAGGCAUAUAUUGACAUGGAAGAACCCUAGAUUGAGUUUCCUGACUGACCCUUCAUCAUUUCAUGUCCUUGUUGAGGAUUUUCCUAAGAAUGCCAGAGUAGCUGUGAAGCAUGAUUUGUAAUGGAAGUUCUACCUUUGGCAAUGAAAUGAUAACGAUGAACACAGUUUUAGUAAUGUGAAGGCAUCUCAUGGAUGAUCCAUAUUUGGCACGCAAAUGUAGCAAAUAUUAAGGUUUCCACGCCUUUUAUAUCUUUGUACCAGUCCUUCUGGAACAUGAUUGCAUGCCCAUGAAUGCAAGUCAUAUAAACUGUGC
Molecule: messenger RNA, 6740 nt
Organism: Populus euphratica (Euphrates poplar)
Lineage: Eukaryota; Viridiplantae; Streptophyta; Magnoliopsida; Malpighiales; Salicaceae
Exons: 26
Coding region: 1-6336 (2111 amino acids)
Biological process (GO): protein deubiquitination
Molecular function (GO): cysteine-type deubiquitinase activity
Source: RefSeq, a predicted model, not a curated record